This is a messenger RNA of Anneissia japonica, 1886 nucleotides long. RefSeq names its product adhesion G protein-coupled receptor L1-like. NCBI's taxonomy places the organism in Eukaryota, Metazoa, Echinodermata, Crinoidea, Comatulida, Comatulidae. Gene Ontology annotation, biological process: adenylate cyclase-activating G protein-coupled receptor signaling pathway; cell surface receptor signaling pathway. Gene Ontology annotation, molecular function: G protein-coupled receptor activity. The transcript is spliced from 8 exons. The record is from RefSeq and is a predicted model, not a curated record. Gene Ontology annotation, cellular component: membrane. The coding region runs from base 394 to 1491 and encodes 365 amino acids.
ACAUUAUAGCCUAAAUUGUAAAAUUGUUAAACUAGUACAGUAAUACUGUUAACAAUAAAAUUUGAUUGUUUUGUUGCAGAAAUGUGGCCUAAAAAUUCAUAUGUAUUUUGAACCGUCAUUUUUUUUAUAAACAAAAAAUUAAAUAAUUUAUUACCACUCAUUUGUUAAUAUUAUAUGUAAUACUUCAAUAAUCAGCAGCUUAAGAAGCAUCAUUUUAAUUGGACUUUAAGGGUAUUGCAAUAGCGCGCGUCUGUGUGUGUGCGGUUUGUGUCUGUGAAGUGUGUGUCCUUCCGGGCGCAUAAAUACUGGACCAAUUUACUUCAAAUUUUCACACAUUGAUCUGUAUCACAUGUAUCUCGGUUCUCCUCGAAUUUGGUUCUGAACAGAAUUAAGAUGCAGAUUUUAAAAUGUUUAUAUGCUAGGCCUAAUUUGGCUGAGUCGAGCUGGCUCGAGCGGACCGACCGCGGGCCAGUUAGUACGGGGUGUGUAAAAUUUUGGUUGGUGAAAUGGAAGCGGUCUGGUCAGUAUAAAUAUGGCACAACAGGACGAGGGUUUGUAAUCGCAGAUUAUCUUGUUAUUGUUGUGUUUCCUGCUUUGUUUUCAGAGUCAAUUAAGAUUACGUACACAAUUUUCAGCAAACUGCUUUUCGAUGGCCUACCUCAAAAAGCUGUCUUAGGGUCAAAGGACGUUGAUGUAACUCUAUGGUCAAAGGUUGUUUCAUUUUCAAUAAUUACUGAAUCCAAUUUUCCAGGAGAUGCCCACAUCAGAUUUUCAAUACCGCACGAAAAGGUUACCAAACAUGAGGUCUUUUGCAUGUUCUGGGAUAUGCCUGCAAUGCUUUGGUCAGACAAGGGAUGUCGGGUUACAAAUGCUUCUCAAACGGAAACCAGUUGUGUAUGUAACCAUACAACGAGCUACAGUAUUCUAGUACAAGUUGCAGACGAUGAGGUUUCCAGGUCCAAUGACGUCACUUUAACAGUCCUUUCACAAGUACUUCUUAUCAUUUCCACUGCGGCUCUUAUAUUAGGAGUUUUCAUUCUAUUUUGUUUAAGACGACUUAAGGAGUGUGUCCGUACAAGUAUUCAUAAACAUUUGAUGACCACAUUGGCUAUGUCACACAUGUUGUUUCUGACAGGCAUCGACAAAACAUCAAGCAAAGUAACGUGCACUGUCAUCGCUGCUACUCUCCUUUACCUGCUACUCACCGUGUUCAUGUGGAUGUUAGCUGAAGCGGUUUUUCUCUACUACAAAAUAUUCGAUAUCCACGGCACCAGUGUCCGUUACAGAAAGUUAUCGGGAUACAUUAUCUGUUGCUAUGGUGCACCGAUGUUAGUAGUUGGAGUCGCCCUUGCUUGCAAUGUUGAUGGAUUUGGUACUGAUAAGGCGUGUUGGCUAAGCUUAUCUAACGGCCACAUCUGGGCGUUCGCAGGACCGACUUUAAUAAUAUGUUUGGUAAGCAGUCUUAAAAAAGAAUAUAGUACGUCUGUAUGAAGAAUAAUUCAACCAUUUUUACCUAAAAACAAAAUGAAUUCAUUUCGUUGUUGUUGUUGUUCUGUACAGUGGAAAUAGAGUACCAUCCCAGAUCCCCAUAUAAUGCUUCUUCAGCAGUGUAUCUGGGUGCUUUCAGAAUUGCCCUUGACAUUUGGUAUUGUAGAUUUUCAAUUUUAUAAAUUGAAGAUUUUCCUCCACUUAGGCAAACGGAGCAUCCAUAACUUAUGGUGGUAAGCCAAUCACUCUCCACAACAAAUCGCCAAAAUAAACCCUGUUAAAAUCAUCUUGGUUUAUAGAUUAUAGAUUUUAUGUAAGCAAUUAUUCUGCUACCCCUUUUAAUGACUUCUUCAAUGACAUCGGUGUUUACGUUAGAGAUAUAAACCCAAAUUCUAAGG